AUGAAGACAGCCUUCGAAAUUCCGUUCUAUGCAGCUGACUUGCCUUGUCCUCUUCCCACUAGCGCCGAGAUUGAGAAUGCUCCAGGCGUCUCUCUGGAAUAUGGAGGGCGAAGAAUCGUUGGAGUGGGCCAGCAUUUUGUUGUGAAAUUUGGGCUCGGCGUCAAUCUCAUCGAGGGAGAAAACAUGUUGUUUGUUCGAGAGAACACAAAUGUUCCCGUUCCGCGGGUCUACGCCCUCUAUUCGCACCCAAAAACUAGAAAAAAUUACAUUGUCAUGGAGCGGAUUAUCGGUCAAUCGCUUCUUUCUGCAUGGCCAUAUUUUGACGAGUUGCGCCACCUUCCAUCGCAAAGCUACUUUGGCAGCUUCGGGUAUAGGCCACUUCUGGACGAGAUAUUUUGGACCCAAGAACCUGAUCCGCAGGUGAAUGGCCCCUUUCAUUCGGAAGAGGACCUCAACGAGGCAAUGAUACGAAAGUACACCUACAACGGGGGCACUCCCUACAGAGCGGAAUAUCUCCGGAAAUGUUUGCCUCUCGUUUUCAAGGGCCACGAAGCGGCGUUCACUCACGGUGACCUUCAACGGAAAAAUAUCAUGAUCCGCGAGAAAAGCAAUCGAAGCAGAGAAGAAGCAAACUUGGUCAUAAUUGAUUGGGAAAAGUCUGGGUGGUAUCCACGGUAUUGGGAAUAUUGUUUAGCUAUUUGUGCUUUGCGAUGGGAUGACGACUGGGCCCUCUGGAUUGACAGUAUUCUGACGCCAUUCGUCUCUGAGGCUGCAUGGUUACAAACACUGCGCCUAGAACUAUGGUCAUAG
Molecule: messenger RNA, 810 nt
Organism: Penicillium canariense
Lineage: Eukaryota; Fungi; Ascomycota; Eurotiomycetes; Eurotiales; Aspergillaceae
Product: aminoglycoside phosphotransferase family protein
Exons: 2
Coding region: 1-810 (269 amino acids)
Source: RefSeq, a predicted model, not a curated record